GAAAAUUGAUUAUCAUGAAAUGGUAUCUUAAUUGCGUUAAGGAAUUAAAUAAAGGUAUAAAAUUCACUUAAACUUUAAGCUUUCAAUCUAGAUUAUAUUGUAGUAUUGAACUAUAAAAUGUUUAUAAUGGAACUCAACUACUGGCUAGAAUAGUUUAUUAUGGAGAAAUAUCAUAAAUUACUUAAAAUCAAUAACUAAGUUACUUGUAUGAAUGUAUAUCAAAAAAUAUGAAAAAGACUUAUAAAUAUAAAAAAUUUAUAAAAGAUCUAAAAAAUUAAGUUGGAAUAAUGAAAUUAGUAGAUUUAUUUGCUCUUUAUGGUUUACUUAACAAUUAAUCUGAAGAAUAUUUUACUCGAUUUUAUAUAUAAAUGAAAUCAAUUUACUUUUAGAACUUCAAAUCUUCUAUUUAUAAAUUUUAGAAAGAUUAAAGUAAUAAAUCAGAGACAGAAUCAGAAAAUGAAGAUCCUGUACCUUUAGUGUAAUAUGGAAGUUCUAUUAUGUUUUAAGAAAUCAAACCAUAUAGUAAGAGUUUUUCCACUAAUGAUAAUAAAUCUGAGUAUGUCCAUUUUUAUUCUUAAAAUAACUAAAAUAAUAAUAAUAAGUAUACAGAAGAAUAAAAAGUAGAAUUAUUGGAAUCUAGCAUCUACAAAUGAU
Messenger RNA from Paramecium sonneborni, 654 nucleotides. The record is from the annotation of a GenBank genome assembly. NCBI's taxonomy places the organism in Eukaryota, Ciliophora, Oligohymenophorea, Peniculida, Parameciidae.